Messenger RNA from Nyctereutes procyonoides (raccoon dog), 1113 nucleotides. RefSeq names its product sialic acid binding Ig like lectin 14 (gene SIGLEC14). Gene Ontology annotation, molecular function: sialic acid binding. Gene Ontology annotation, biological process: cell adhesion. Lineage: Eukaryota; Metazoa; Chordata; Mammalia; Carnivora; Canidae. The record is from RefSeq and is a predicted model, not a curated record. Gene Ontology annotation, cellular component: plasma membrane.
AUGCUACCCCUGCUGCUGCUGCCCCUGCUGUGGGGGGGCCUUUGUGUCCCCCCAGGGUCCCUGCAGGAGGAUACACAGUAUGAGCUCCGAGUGCAGGAAUCAGUAACAGUGCAGGAGGGUCUGUGUGCAGAUGUGCCCUGCUCUUUCUCCUACCCCUGGAGCUGGUGGUCUUCCCCUGGGAUCCCAUAUAUGUACUGGUUCCGGGAUCGGGACAACAUAUACAAUUCCCAGCCUGUGGCUACAAAUAACUGAAGGAUAAAGGUGAAGACAGAGACCCAGGACUGAUUCCACCUCAUCGGGACCCUUGACAGCAACUGCUCCCUGAGAAUCAGAGAGGCCAGGACAAGUGACCAGGGAGUCUACCAAUUCCGAGUGGAGAGAGAGAAUGUGAGAUAUACUUACAGAGAUAAGAAGCCGACCCUGAAGGUGGCAGCCCUGACACAGAAACCAGACACCCACUUUCUGGAGCCCCUGAAGUCUGGCUUCCCCCAAAAGCUGACCUGCAGUCUGCCGGGAUUCUGCAAAGGGGGAAGACCUCUCACCUUCUCCUGGGUAGGGGGUGCUCUGGACCGGCUGGACCCCCAGACCCUGUCCUCCUUAGUGCUGACCCUCACCCUGAGGCUGCAGGACCAUGGCAGCAACCUCACCUGUGGUGUGUCCCUGCCAGGAGCUCAGAGCACCGUGGAGAGAACCAUCAGGCUCAAUGUGUCCUUCCUGAAGACCCUGACCAACCACUUGUCACUGCCUGUCUUGAAGGGCCAAUACCUGCCUCUGGUCUGCAGUGCUGACAGCAGCCCCCCUGCCAUGCUGAGUUGGUCCUGGGAAGGAAAAGCCCUGAGCCCCUCCCAAUCCUCAGCACCAGGGGUCCUGGAGCUGCCCCAUGUAGGGUUUGAAGAUGAAGGGGAAUUCACCUGCCAGGCUCAGCACCCACUGGGCUUCUAGCACAUUUCCUUCAGCCUCUCUGUGCAAAGAAGCCCCUCUUCCUGCAACUGUGUGAUUGAAGAACAGGAGAGCUCCUGGCCGGUCCUCACCCUGAUCAGAGGGGCCCUCAUGGGGGCUGGCUUCCUCCUCAGCUGGUGCAUGGGCCUGUCCCUCUCCAGGGAAGUCUGCUGA